GAGCGCCGUUCCUGGCACCGAGUCAUAGUAGGAGCAUAGAUGGUGGGUGGGAAGGCAUCACUUAUUCUCAUCAUCGUGCAGAAGUUGGGAUGUUUAGCAUCCCUGAGCUCAUGGGUGAACAUGGAUAUGUUGCAAUUAUUCUAAUUCAAGAAAGCCUUCAGAAUGUGACAGCUACACAUAUCUCGUGAGGAGUGCACUAUGGCUUGUUUGGUCAACCUAUUAGUAUUAUAAUAUUUUGUAAUGAUGUCAUAAAAAGAGAAAACCAAAUGGAACUCAAGUAAUUGGAAAUACAUGUAAAAUGGACUUAUACAACUGGAGUAUCAAUAAAUGAAAAUCACUAGUGCCUGUUUGUUUAGCAUUAGACUGUUCAUUUGUAUCUUCAAAGUGGCUAUAACUACCAAUCUCUGACACAAGAGGAGUAGUACCAAACGGACCAGUUGGGGCUUUACCCCCGUCACCUCCCAUCCCCUGGCUCCUUCUUGAUCAAGUCUCGCCAUCAGCAUCACCGCAAUGUCUGGGUCGAAGCCUUCCACUCCCAACAACAGCAGCGGAGGUCAGCAGAACCUGUCCCAGGAGCAGAUCAUCACAGGCACCAGGGAGGUGAUCAAGGGUCUGGAACAGCUCAAGAAUGAACAUAAUGACAUCCUUAACAGCCUCUACCAGAGCCUCAAGAUGCUCAAGAAAGACCAACCAGGUGAUUCCAACCUGGUGGAGGAAAAGACUGAUAUCAUCGAGAAGUCCCUUGAGAGUCUUGAGCUUGGUUUGGGUGAGGCUAAGGUGAGUCUUCAUAAACAUUUCAUUGGCACUUUAAAAAGGAGAUCUCUAUUGCAUUUAAAGUUUGAAAAUGAGGAGUUAAGUGCAGUGACCUCAGUAGUGCUGUACUAGCAUGUAACUUUGAGGUUUGGAAUAAAGUCUGCGCAGUUGCCUUUGGUAAGGCAGUUGUUUCUAGAACCGAUUCCUACAUUGUGGAAUCAAUCUCCUGGAACCAGGAAUGAUCGAUAUACUGGUAUAUUUCUAAAAGGUAUUAUUAUUAGAACAUGCAUUAUGCUAGUGAUUUGAAAAACAAAGUCAAAUGCAAGAUGAAGAUUGGUGCCUGUAAAACUAGGAAAUCAUAAAAAACAUGCAAGUUCACUUGCCAGUGAUGUUUAUCAAACCGUGGAUGACCUAGCUUAACCUCAACAGAAAUAGUUAUUAGAUAUUGUUGAAACUGAAAAAAGUAAAUCUUAUACCCUUCUGCUGUGCUACUUUCUUGAGCUUAGAAUUAUAUUUAAUAAAGUGUCGGAUGAUCUCAAAGUUGAGGAUGCUUUGAAGAGCGUAUAAUCAAAUCAGAAGAUAUAUUCCUAUUGAUUUGGAGCGACCCCAAUAAACAGUGUCAUAUGGUGCCAACAUGCUCCAGUAUUGUGGCGACUGAGAUAAUAGCCAAGAGGCACUGAACCUACCACAGGGGUAUUCAGUCCUUUCACACAAUAAUCAAUAUCCAUAUUCAAUAAAAGCUGUGACAGUAAACCAUGAAUUUCUAAUACAUGUAUACAUACAUCCAGACACCUACUCUGACCACCUUCUCCACUUGCAGCUUGAGAGGUAGAGCCAGUUCCAGAUUGAAAACUCUUUGUAGCUGCCGGCCUACAUGUAUGUUGUGUACUUGGUUAUUGAAGAACCAAGUGUCAGAAUAGUGUGUGCUUUCACACAGUUGAAGCAGUUUCUAUUAUACAACCUUUGCUUUUAAAAAUAACCCCCCCCCCCCAAAAAAAAAAAGGAAACAAAAAAAAAAGAUGCCAAAUGUUCUUUGGUGAUUCAUUGAUAGAAUAAAUGUAUAGUAGUAAGAGUUCUUUUUUUUUAGAAUUGGUAAGAUAUAGCCACAGCGCAACUUACAGAAUAAAUGUGGAAAUGGUCUUUUGAUAGGGGCUUUACUGUAAUAUUAUCUUUUUGUUUUAAGAAGAAAUGAAUCUACAUGUAGACCGAAUGCCGCUCUGCUGUGCUCACAUGAAGUACAAAAUAUUAAAGCCAAGGGAUGCAUGAGUACAUUUGCUCAGUUUCUAAUUUUAUUAGCUUUAUUUUCAUUAUUGUAUUAGUUUCAGGUUCCAGAGUCCAUGCAUUGAUUGUUAGCUUUGUCUCCUGAGCAAGAUUUAUUGCUGUACUUCUUGACCUUAUACACGUACAGUAUGUUCCUUCUGCUUCUAUAGAUAAACUUUGUAAACUCUGAAUUUCCUUCUCGGCCAAGAAGAUCAAGAUCUGGAUUUUAUAUUUACAUUUGAUAUUUUAAGAAUCACAUAAAAUGAUGUGUUAUGUGGAGAAAGAACAAAUCAUAUGAGAGUAAUAAGAAAAUUAACCAGGGUGGAUGCCCAAUAACCACCCACUUCAUUUUGUUUGUCUGUAAAGGUGCAAAUGUACAUUGUACAUGAAAGCAGAGUGACUGGUGUCAUUUUGGAUUGGCCUAAUAAAUAUGAAAAGUUUGAACCUUAAUUUUUUUGCCAAAGAAAUUAAAUUUUGUAAUUUUUGUACGUACUUUGAGAGUUUCAAACUAUUUAUCUUUCACAUUUUCAGUCUUCAAACAUUUUGAUAUAACAAUUGUAGUGAAAAAAAAAAAUCUUGUGAUUUUGCAAACAGGUUUAUUUCUUCUCUGCCAGUUGGGCCGACCACUGCCGUCCACUGUAGCUAUAACACCACUGAAACAAUAUUUUCAAAUAUGUAAAAGGCCUACAUGUAUAUAACAAUAAUUGAAAGAAAAUUAAUACAAUUAAUUAAUCAAAAUUAAUUAAAAUAUUAAAAAUCAACACAACAGUAUACAUGUUCCAUUUGUAGUGCAUACUUUAAUAUUCGUUCUACUGUACUGACACAGAUGUUUGUAGUUAAACUACAUACAUGUAAAUCUGUGUCACUAGUUUUCCCCUGUUCAGGAAAAACAUGCAUGUCAAAGGAAAACAGAAGGAGGAAAUCCCAGCUAAAGACUUCCAGUAUUCAAUGAUUUAUUUUUCUCUUUGAGGCAUUGACUAUACAUUGCUGAAAUUGAAUGUGGAAACAUAGUAUAUUUCACAGUUGAUCGUGAAUGAAUAUUGCAUAAUUGACAAAUACAUGUAGGCCUACCUGCAUGUUGGCAGACUGUUUGUACAUUGUCCUUUAGAUAAUACAGUGCAUGUGAUUUACAGUGAAACUUACAUGAGAGCAGUAGAGCUUACUUGUAUACAGUAAAUGUAGGCCUACUAUGGGUCUGCUUGUUGAAACUCCAGUUAUGCUGGUUUCUAUAGAGUAACUAUUUAUUAAAUUAAAUCUCUAUUUCUAGUA
Messenger RNA from Lytechinus pictus (painted urchin), 3282 nucleotides. Its product is annotated as kinesin light chain-like. The record is from RefSeq and is a predicted model, not a curated record. Gene Ontology annotation, biological process: microtubule-based movement. Gene Ontology annotation, cellular component: cytoplasm. The coding region runs from base 511 to 885 and encodes 124 amino acids. Gene Ontology annotation, molecular function: kinesin binding. NCBI's taxonomy places the organism in Eukaryota, Metazoa, Echinodermata, Echinoidea, Temnopleuroida, Toxopneustidae. The transcript is spliced from 2 exons.